This is a messenger RNA of Ramularia collo-cygni, 681 nucleotides long. RefSeq names its product probable 3,4-dihydroxy-2-butanone 4-phosphate synthase. Bases 1 to 681 code for a protein of 226 amino acids. The transcript has 2 exons. Gene Ontology annotation, cellular component: mitochondrial intermembrane space; cytosol. Gene Ontology annotation, molecular function: 3,4-dihydroxy-2-butanone-4-phosphate synthase activity. The record is from RefSeq and is a predicted model, not a curated record. NCBI's taxonomy places the organism in Eukaryota, Fungi, Ascomycota, Dothideomycetes, Mycosphaerellales, Mycosphaerellaceae. Gene Ontology annotation, biological process: aerobic respiration; riboflavin biosynthetic process.
AUGGCGACCACGAAUGGCGAUGUCACUUUCGACACCAUAAGCUCUGCUGUCGAGGCUUUCAAGAAUGGCGACUUCAUCCUGGUCAUGGACUCCACUGACCGCGAGAAUGAAGGCGACCUCAUUAUCGCAGCGCAAGACUUCACGCCCGAGAAAGCUGCGUUUUUAAUCCGAUACUCCUCAGGGUACAUUUGUGCGCCCAUUCUGCCGUCUCUCGCGGCGAGAUUAGAGCUCCCGCAGAUGGUCACCCACAACCUCGAUCCCAACCGGACCGCCUAUACAAUCACGAUCGAUGCUGCCGAGGGAGUAACCACCGGUAUAAGUGCACACGACCGCAGCCUGACUUGUCGGAAAUUGGCAGAUCCGCAAGUUCAGAAGGAUACCUUCAGACGGCCGGGGCACGUUGUGCCAUUGCAGGCACGAGAGGGAGGUGUGAGAGUGCGACCAGGACAUACAGAAGCCGGCGUGGACUUUUGCUUGUUGGCGGGCAAGGAGCCAGUUGCUGUGAUUGCGGAGAUGGUCUCGGACGGCGAUGUAGUCGAGGGCAAGGCCGAGUUGGCCGGUGACUUUGGAAUGAUGCGAAGAGACGGGUGCCUGGCUUUUGCACGUCGCUAUGGGCUCAAGGCUGUGACGAUUGAGGACCUGAUACGUUACCUAGAUGCCGCAGACAGCAAGAAGGGGUAA